CAUUAUCAUGAAUCUGAAUAGAACUUAAAACAAAAAAAAAAAGGAAGAAAAAAUUUUGUAUAUAAGUUAUAAUGUUAAUUAAAUGGAAAGCCAAGCGAAAUUACAAUAAAAAUUGUAGUGAAAACCAAUCAUGGUUUAAUAAUUUCAUUGCAAUAAAUAAAUUAAAAUUAUUCACCAAAAUGAAUUGAUAUCAAGGGAAGAGAAGUAAAAAUAUACAUAAAGGCAAAGGCAAAGGCAAAGGCAAAAAGAGUACAGUGUACAACAGUGCUUUAGUAAAUAAUAACGACAACAUUAAUCAGCAAAAAGGUAACCAACACAAGAGUAAGAUAUUUUGUAAGAAAUCUCUUAAAGAAAGCAGUAACAUCAGCAAGAAUCGAGGCAAUGUUCUAUAGACGUAGAGAUUUGGUAGUUUUAUUGUUACUUGUUGUGCUGCCAUUUGUCACUAAUGAACUAUGGACUAAGGCGAAAAUAAAAGUUCAUGCGAAUACCAUACGACCGUUUCUCCAUAUUGAAAGGCCAAACAUCACAAGACUGAUUAUUACACAACCACGCCUACCGCACUAUCUCUCAUGUAAUGCUACUAUAGAACCAUCCUACUACCACAGUGAUACUAAAUAUUAUUAUACGUGGUUUCGUAAUGACAAUAUAUUACCCAGAAAUGAUUUCAUACUUUAUCGCAAUGGCACAUUGCGUUUACCACCUAAAGAAAAAGCGAGCGGCAGCUAUCGUUGCAAGAUCAACGCUGAUACUACUGCUCUUAUAUCGGAAAGCAUUACAGUCGAAUAUCCAGUUUUACGAAAGCUACGAUCGAAUGUUAAUUAUACGACUGCCGUGGGUAAUACCCUGACAUUAAAUUGUCCUAUUCAAAGUAUACCGCCUGCCAAUGUAAGCUGGUAUUAUGGAAAUGUAUCGUUAUCGAAAAUUUUCAAUGAUAACAGCUAUUUAAUUUUAUCUAAUGGCAGUUUAGUUUUAAGAAAUCCUAAAUUAAUAGACGCUGGCAAAUAUAAAUGUUUGGCACAUAAUUCAUAUACUUUAAAGACUCACCAUCGUCAAUUUGUGUUCUCGUUGAGUGUAAUCAAUGCUCCAACGUCGAAGAGCAAAACAAUGGAUCAACUAGUACCGCCUUUACAAGCUGCCACACUCAAUGUGCCAUUAAAUGGUGAUUUGAAUUUAAGUUGUUGCGCUAUAAUGGAAGAUGUGGCCAUAGAAUGGUGGUUUCAACGCAAUGCAAAGUCCCCUUUGGUCAAAUUAACCAACAACAGCCGAGAGUAUCAUAUACGUUCUAGCAUAGAAGAGUACGAAGGAUACUAUACAUGUUCCACCACUUCAGAUAAACAGACUUUUCAUGUUAUUGUUACCAAAAUACCGAUAAUAUUGGAAGAGUUGCCUGUCGAUGAGGCGAAUAUAGCUUCAUCGAAAACAUUUCGUUGUUUGGCCACCGGUAAUCCCCGACCGGUAAUUACUUGGUAUCAUAAUGGGGAGCCAUUCAACAGUUCCUAUACGCGUUACAUCAACGCCAACGAGUUGUAUAUACCCUCCUUCGAUCCCGAUGAAAGUGGCAUCUAUCAGUGUUUUGCCCGUAACAUAGCCGGUGAAGUUUAUUCGUCAGGUGAACUUCGUUUACGCAAUCAGAGUGAAGUUAUACCAAAUCCUUUAAAAAAUAUUAAAUGUUAUCCUCAUACAUUUAAUUCUAUAAAUGUGACAUUUGAAAAUCAAGCAGCAGUGUCUUUAUUUGUAGUUCACAUUGGCCUUAAGAAGCCAUUUCGUUGGAUAUCGCCCUUUCCGCCUAUGAAACUAAAUGCCUCGUACGUGAUAAUUUACAAACACUUACCCUAUAUUAGACCCUUUGAAAUUGUGACCAGAGUAUUAAUACCUACCUCGGAUAUACGAAUGGGUAACAAACAACAACAACAAACUAUCUUAAGCACAUUGCGCAGCCUGCCUGUUACAUGCUGUACUCAAGGUUUACCACCACGAUUUGUACAUAUCGCUAAUGAUACGUUCGUUACAUGGUCGGUAACUGACUUGUCCACCAAAAAGUAUUUUAUUAUACAAUUUUCCAUUAAUCAUACCUCACCGAAUCCAGACGUUUUGCUUACUCAACAAUUAAGCGGGACAAUGCAACAUGUUAAUCUAACCCAAGAGGACAUCAAUCACAAAUUGCGUUCGAUUGCAACAUUAAAUCUAACGGAAACGAAAAGGAUUCUAAAGAACGCGGUAAGCAAUUACAGUGAUAAUGAGGUUAGUAACAAUAAUUCGGAGACAAUGGAUGAUGUCUUCAGUUUGGUUGUGCCAGCCAAUGUUACGGGUAUUAUGUUAAGAAAUUUUACACGUUUAAAAGUGCGUGUAUUGGUUAUAACCGUCGAUAAUGAACAUAUGGCUCAGGAUUUCCGCUAUGUAGAAUGGAGAACAGUAAGCCUUGAAAACGACACGGGAAUAGUGUUAACCGCUCCUUAUCGUUUGACUAUGGUAGAGUCUCGGAUGUUACGUUUUCAUUUCGAUGAUAGCUUUAUGGAGCAUUGCGUUUUAGUAUGUUAUCUGCAAAUACAUUAUCCAAGGUUGUUGAGAGAGGAACGUAAAUGUGAACAACGGCCAGUCGAUCAAUCGCAAUUGGAAAUACGUACCUUAAAGCCCACCACACAUUAUAGUUUGCAUUUUUCCAGUUGCGAUACUAACAUAUUUUAUGGGCAAUUGGAUGUCAUCACUUUGCCUGAUCCUCCCGGCCCGAUUAGUAAUCAACGUGUCACUCGUCAUAAUGGGCUGAAAUUAAGCUGGGAUCCCCCUUUGCAGCCUAACGGCAAAGUUCACCAUUACAAUAUAUUAUGGACUUUGGGUAACGUGACACAUGAAGCUAAUGUUUUUGAAUGUAGCAUAUGUUAUUAUAAGUUUCCAAACAUUUCCGAAUCGGCAAAAAUCAAUGUAUCUGUUCGAGUAGUGGGAGAAACAGGAGUAGGAGCUCCGAUUUUCAUUGAUUUACGCAACAUCAAUCACCGUUCUUUGGAAAUAGAAAAUUCCGGUUCGAAUUCAGAACUUUAUAGCGGUGUAGCUAUUGGUUCCUUGCUAUCGGCCUUAUGCAUUUUCGCUUUUGCUAUUUUAAUAAUGGUGCAGCGUAAACGGUUUAAAGCACGUCAACAAGGUCCCACACACUUAAGCACUUCAACAGAUAUAAAUUUUGGAAAUUUAAGCAAUUCUGGCUUACCAGUAGGUAGCGCUGGAGGCCUCAGCACCAGUACCAUGCCGCCAGAUUGCCAUGAAAUGCAAACUCUAAUACCGAGAAUAGCCGGUAGGCAUACUGAUUUUCUCGGGGAGCGACCUUUAGAAUAUCAAACUACUCAAUUGCCUAACGGUCAUGGUGGUACAUUUCGUGCUAGUGCCUGCAUUGCACAACCCAACACAACCAUGUUAAGUGAAUUUGAUGUUAUAGGGGAACAUAAUCUGUCAGUAGUGCCCUUAUGUAAAACUAGUCCUCAGCGCAGAAUAAAAUCUUCGAGCAGCGGACACGAUAUAAAUAAUAAACCAUUUUUUAUACCAUUUAAAAAUACGCCCCCCAAUGUUGUGGCCAUAUCGCAUAAUCAAAGUUCCUCAUCUGUUGCCAAUGUACCACCAAGCUCAUUGCCUUUGACGGCUAGUCCUUUGGAAGUGGCCGCCAAUAGUAUUGGUGCACGUCGCAGCAGUAGUUUAAGUAGUGCUAGUAACGGCAACAAUGCCAUUUCCCUUAAAACCAAACAGUUCCAUACCAAUUUCCCUAAACAUACCAAAUCAAUUGAUGGCAUUUGCUUGCUGGCCGAAGAAGAAUCUGCGUCUACUAUUACUCCUACAUCUGACAAUGAAAAUAAUGCUGAAUUAAUAACCAAUGGAUUCAAAGCCAAAGAAGAAAAAUCUCUUCAAAGUCAGGCAGAUGAGAAACCAACCGUCUCUAAGACUAUACAGAAAAAAUCAAAUCAACAAAAAGCGAAUAAUAACAAUUCAAAGCAAAAAAGAUCUACGUGCGUACUAACAGCGUUUAAAAUUCCCGUAAGUGCAACAGCAAAUGCAGUAAUAGCAGCAACAGACGCCCAGCAUGCAAAUACUUUAGUUCCUACAUUUGGAUCCACCAAUAACAAAUGCGUAUCGAAUACGCCUAAUAAUUGUUUCUCAGGUAAGGUAAAAACAACAGCAACAAACACUGCCACAUCAAAAGCUACAGGCUUAACAUUACAAGACACGAAUUACCGACAGCCAAAUAUGGAUCCAAAUGGGUGAACUCUGUUUUCCUCAGUAUUCCCGCAAUUACUUCCAAUGACCUUCAAACCUCAUUCCAGAAUAGAAUCUAAUGACAACAGUUAACCGAUUCAUAAAAAAAAAAAUAAAUAAAUCAACUAAACAUUCCAGAGAAUUUAUAAACAAAAAGCAAAAAAAAAAUAUAGGAUAAAAUAUGCAGAAUUUUAGCUACAUAUGUACGUACAUUUUAUAAAUGUUUUUACAUAAGAUCUUUCUCUUUCCAGUUUUCAUUUGUUCAACAGAAUAUAGUAUUAAAUAUUUUUUUGCUUUUUUACUUAUUCUUAUACUAAUUUACAAUUUUUCAUUUAAAGUGAAAGCCACGAAAGACAACAUUUUUCAUUAAGGGCGCCUCUCAUCGAAACCCUUUUUGAAUAACCACAUUUUCUUGGUAACUUAUAUGUACAUAUAUAUGAAAGGUGCUUAAUUCAUCCAAUUUGUCCAAAAUAAGUCUCACAUCUCUCGCAGACAUGUGACAUGUUUUCUAGUAUCUGAAAGAGGCACACAUAAAACGGGAAAAUAUGAAAGGUAUCUCUAUCUCCAGUCUAGAGGUAGUCUCGUUCCUUGCACUUUGCCGGCAUUAAAAUAUUAUGAAGUGCAUAAAUCGAAAAUAAUAUCUUUUUUAAGACAUUCAGCUGAUCUUAACGGUUUUCAAGUGGCCGGGAUAAAACACAACUUUUGUUAAAAAAAAAAAAAGUCUUUGCACCCACUAGCGAACAUUAUCGAGUAGAGUGUGCCUGCUCAAGAAUAAAUGAGAUAUUUUGACAACAGAAAAACUAAAAAAAAAAAAAACUAAACUUUGUGAUAUAAUCUUAAAAAAAAAAAAAAGGCAAACGAAAGAGAGGUUCCCCUGUGGAAAAGUUCUAUAUUCAUAAAAAAGUUAAGCGAUGAAAGAACGCAAUCGUUUAAAUUUUCGACAAUUCGAUAUUAAUUAAGAUCUCCCGCUUCUGGGUCCUCUUUUCUUUCGAGAAAAAAAAAAAAAAAAAAAAAU
Messenger RNA from Glossina fuscipes, 5248 nucleotides. RefSeq lists its product as uncharacterized. Gene Ontology annotation, cellular component: plasma membrane. Gene Ontology annotation, molecular function: protein binding. Gene Ontology annotation, biological process: axon guidance; cell adhesion. Bases 382 to 4242 code for a protein of 1286 amino acids. NCBI's taxonomy places the organism in Eukaryota, Metazoa, Arthropoda, Insecta, Diptera, Glossinidae. The record is from RefSeq and is a predicted model, not a curated record. The transcript has 13 exons.